AUGGCCAUGGGACUCAUUUAUCGUACUCACCCCUGGCGCAACGACGUAUGUGAUCGAUCCAGAAACUGAGCUGGCACGUUACAGCGGCUGAUCCCUGUUUCCCGGCUGCGCUCAAGUGGUGUCUCUUUGAGUAGAGCGCUCAACUCCACGUGUAGAGUGUCUGCCCAAUACGGCGCCCAACUGCAAUGCGACUGAUACUGCUUCCAGCACGUCACGUCAUGUCUGGUGCUCUUUGAAUUCUGAUCCACAAUUUUCCACGGCCGUAUGCUCCUGUAGCCACAUUUUACGCUGGAUUUCAAUUUAGAACUAAUGGUUUUUUCUGCAUGUUGCCUGCUGUGCCAUAUACUACGCUCUACCAAUCUUAUCUCGUGCAUGUCAAUGUCAAGGCUGGGGCGUGAGAACCGAAUGAAACCGCUCCGGCUGCUGCUGUAAAGGGUAUCAGGGUAGCAAUUGUUCCUGCAGUAUUUGCUGAAAACGUCCAGACUUCUGUCAACGAUCUAAUAUUUGCACUGCAAUUCUUUCAUAAACCUCUGAACCGCAAGAGCACACUACAAGUGAUUGUUUUUGUCACCAUCAGCCGCAGCGUGUAAUUUUUUAUUUCGGCCGGGUGAAUCGAUGCAGAUACGGCUUUUGCAAGCGUUCGUUAUUCCUAGCGACACCCAUCUGAAAUAAUUAUAGCGUAGAGCAUUCAGAUACAGAGGUUGUACCGCUGCAACAGGCCUAUUUAUUUGUUUGUUAAUGGAAUGUCGGUUGCUGAAUUUGCUUCCACAAGUGUCCUGAACGGAGGUUCCAAGCAUGACGGAAAUACCGAGAAGGGGAUGCCGGCUUCUUAUGGCAGUGAAGUGCAGCAUCGCCGUCAUCCAACUUCACUUCCGCCAGCCAGCAGCUCCAAUGGAACGGCUGCGGUUAAUGACCGCGGGGAUAGAAUUGCGGAAUCGCGAAUGAAUCUGCGUAUCGAUGAAUUAGCCCGCGAGCGAGACGGUUAUCAAGAGCUUCUGCGGGAUGCCGUUAGUCGCAUAUUUGACUUGGAAACACAGCUGCGCCUGGAAUCGGAACAUCCGGAAUUGGAACUGCUGCAGCAGAAGGCCAUUGAAAUCUAUAAAAAAUCCAAAAUGACCAUUAAUGCGCUGAAUAACGAUGCGGCUGAGCUGCGACAGAUGUACAAAAUGGAAAGAAACGAAAAGGGAAAGAUUCGCCUGGAACUGGUGGCUGCUCAGAAAGAGCUGGAGUUGUUGCGAACCAGAUCGAAAUUGCAGGAAAAUAAUUUGAAUGAAUCGGAAUCCACCAUUAAACGUCUGACGGACGAAUGUUUUAGCUUACAACAGGCGCUGGCUACAUCAGAAUCCACAAUUACGAUGUUUAAACAAGAGCGAAAUGUGCGGAUGAAUGACAGUCAAGCCGCCGUAGAACGAAACUUAAUUCUGGCGCAAAAAUGCGAAGAGUUAGGUCGCAAUAAUGCAGAAAACAUUAAUAAACUGGAGGAAGCCGUAGAAUUCGGUGAAAAAGCAAUUCGGGCGCGCGAUCAACUGGCUCAACGGCUGCGGGAACAAGCGGCGGAAAUGGCCGAACUUCGCGAACAAGAAGCCAAAACAUACAACGAUUUGACAGAAAAAUCCAAACGCGAUAUUCAGCAAAUCAAACAAUCCAGCGAAGACAUCGUUAGUCAGCUGAAAGAGGAUGUCCGCCAACUGGAGAGUAAAGUGAUGGAUAAAGAUAUUGAAGUGAACCGGGGACUUCGGGAGAUAAAAGCUCUCCAACAACAUGUCAACCGAAUGGAGAACGACGUCCUGACGGCUAACCGGCAGACGACAACGCCGGAAGAGCUUUACCGACGUCUGCAUCUCGUCGAGCAAGAACGGGAUCGAUUAGCUCUACUAGUGGAAAGUAUACAAACCUCUUUAAAGCAGAAAAUCGAGGAAAUGAACCAGCGGGAAAUCAAAUUUGAGAAGAGCAUGAAAGAUCAGAAUGAUCGCCUGAAACAGACCGUCGAGCGCUGUGAAGCGCUCAAUAAUGAGCGUGUACAGAUGGCCGAAGAAAUUCACCGACUGGAAAUGGAAUUGGGGGUCAAAGACAAAUCUUUGCAAGUUAUGAAUCGGGAAAUUCAGUCAGAGGUUUUCACCUUGCGGGAAAAAACGAAAUUAGCGGAAGCUGAGCGUAUUGCGCGGGAAAUCGCAAUGGAAGAGUCGCAAAAACAGAGUUUGUUGGAUAUGCAGCAAGUUAACAAGCUGCUUCGUCAACAAGUAGCACACUGGCAGGCUGAGUUCAAUAAUCUUCAAAAUAUCAAUGAGCUCCGUGUCCGUGAUCUGAAAGAAAAACUGCAGCAGUCGAAACAACGUCAAGAAACAUUAGAAAGUGAAGUAAGACGUCAUGGUCUCCUAAACACCGAAAUGUUGGUACGUAUGGAAGAAGUGAAGAACGCGAUGAUGUCUAUGAACACUGGGGAAUAAGUGUGGCAUAGAUAUGAAAAAGCUUAAGGAUCGGCUAUUCGGCUUACAUCUCUUUAUUGACGUUUUUGUAUUAUUUUGGUCCGAAAUGCCUAAUUACACUGCCCGGUAUGGUGUGCCUAAUCUCAAUUACUGAAAAAUAUAGGAUUGUAUUGAUGUAUUUACAUAAAUAUGUGGUGUCGAAUGUCGAUCCCCUGUUCUUGUCUAUUAAUCUGCUGAUUUUUUUUACUUUUUUAGGCUAGAUUUUUUAUUGAUUCCGCCUUUUAUUUUUAUGUUCACCUUUGAGGGUAAUCUUAUAUACGCAAGCCCAAA
Messenger RNA from Paramacrobiotus metropolitanus, 2756 nucleotides. Its product is annotated as paramyosin-like. Bases 744 to 2447 code for a protein of 567 amino acids. The record is from RefSeq and is a predicted model, not a curated record. Gene Ontology annotation, biological process: clustering of voltage-gated sodium channels; cilium assembly. Gene Ontology annotation, cellular component: centriole. NCBI's taxonomy places the organism in Eukaryota, Metazoa, Tardigrada, Eutardigrada, Parachela, Macrobiotidae. The transcript is spliced from 7 exons.